AUUUAUUUCAGACGGGAGAGUUUUUCCUGUGACACCGUCUUAAAGUUUGUACACCGGUAAAACAUGGCUGAUGUUUCUGCAAAAUUGAAAGAAGCUUUUCAGUCGGGACCAGUAACAGCCCUAAAAAUAAUAGGAGACACCGUUUUAGCUGGUAUUGGUUGUUAUUUACACAUCUAUGACUUGAUCACAACUCGCAGACUACAAUCUACAAAAGUUUUACCUCAUCAGAACAUUCAUGGCAUUGAAAAAGACCACACCACUACCACGACCACCCCCACAGAAGGUUUCCUCUGCAUUUAUGGUGAGAAGAUACUCAAUAUUGUUUCCUAUUCUGGCAAAAGAAUCACAGAGGAACACAGAAGUCGAGAAUUUCAGGAUUGGAUCUGGGAUGUUCGAUGGCUGACAAAUACUGACCAAUGUCCAAACAGCAAUCUUGCCAUUACAUUGGGCCACAAUGUCAUUGUUCAAUGGAAUUGGACAGCUGACCAACUGCUUAAUUAUGUUCACUGUCAGGAACAAUGUAUUCUAUACUCUGCACAUUUUAUAGGAGUCAGUUGGAACCAGCUGCUGUUAGCUUCUGGUACAGUGUUCAACCAGGUUGUAGUGUGGUCACCUGUGGUCAACACCACAGUUGAUCACUCUGGUCAAACCUUCAGUAAGCCAUUGCAAUACUUCACAGGACAUCAGGGAGUGAUUUUCUCAAUCCAUUACCAUCAGCACCAACAACUGAUGUGCAGUGUUUCGGAUGACCGAAGUAUCCGAGUAUGGAAGCUCACAUUCCAAGGGAAGAAUGCUCCUGAAUCUAUUUGGCCUGAAGACUGGGCGAUGGCCACCAGUGAAAUUGUCCAUGUAUUAUAUGGCCACUCAGCAAGAGUAUGGAGGGCUCGACUGUUAACGACUGGAAUCAUAAGCAUUGGAGAAGAUGCAGCUUGUUGUAUUUGGAAUGCAGAAGGUCAAAUAAUUCAGAAAUUUAAAGGUCAUAAGGGCAAGAGUAUCUGGAGCCUGGCCAUAGAUGAAGAAGAAACUAUUGCAGUAACAGGUGGAGGUGACUGCAGCAUUCGGGUUUGGAACAUUGGAAAUGUGGAAGAAAAUUGUAAAACUAUUAGCAAGACACACCUGAAAUUGGACAAGUCUAUCUUGCCACACACAAGCAACCAAGAAGACUUUCCACGUUCUGUAACUUAUUUAAACUUCAACACAGUUUUAAUCAAUGCCAACAGUGGGUUACUCUUCAUGUAUUGCCUCUCCCAUCUCAAGUGGAGAGUCAUCGGAGGUGAUGACACAUUUCUGUCUUAUUCUUGCCUGGCAGUGUCACAUGACACUCAGUCAAUUGCGAUGGGCAACCUCUAUGGUUCUGUGGUGGUCAUCUUACCCACAGGUGACCUGGACCCUAAACAAUUGUGUCACUGCAACACUAAUUUCCUUACUUCACAGCCAUUCUAUAUCUCAGUUGUCGGAAAGAUCUACAGUAUCCAUUGGUUGACAGACACACAGAUUUUGGUCUCUGAACACACUGGUACACUGUCCGUCUGGAAACUCCACAGAAGCAGUUUGAUGCCAACACUGGCAAAAUUACAAGAAUUCUGCCUUCCUCCCUGCAAACAUCGGUGGAUUACUGCGGCCUGUUUACUUCCAGGAGAUCUCCAAAUGGUUUGUGGUGAUCGCAAUGGCUCCCUCUAUGUGUAUCCCUUUGGGAAAUCUACUGAUCAGCUUUGCCACCCUGAACAGCGUUUUCCAAAACUUCAUGGCAAGGCAGGUGUCACUGAUGUAUGCUACCACAACAACUACCUGUACACGGCUGGGAGAGAUGGACGUUAUCGGCAAUACACGGUGACAGAGGACGGCUCUUUAAAACUUGUGAAUAACAAUAAGAUCUACAAAGGAUUCGAUUGGUUUGAGAAACUUCUUUUUGGAGACGAGUUACUCUUGUUUGGCUUUCAUUCUGUGAAUUUCAUAUUGUGGAAUUGUAGCAAAUCUGAGAAACUUCUGGAAAUACCCUGUGGGGGUGGCCAUCGCAGUUGGAGCUGUUUGUUAAGGAAUGAUCUGGUUCACUUUGUGUAUAUUAAGGUUCAAGACAUUGUCAUAUGCAGAGCGUCGAUCCGACCAACAUUGGUUUUAAAGCAAAGCCACCAUGGACGUCAGAUGCUGGACAUCAAACAUAUAUCAUCAACAUUGACACGACAUUCAGAUGUCAGCCACCAUUUCUGUAUUAGCUGCAGUGAAGACACCUCACUUCAACUCUUUCACCUCAACUUCAAACACUCUGGGGCCCCUAACACAACCACCACAGACAUGAAGACCCUAGCUACUUUACAAGCCCAUAUAUCCAGUGUUCGGUGUUUGACUGUUCUACCCAGCACAGGCUCAUCAUUGCAUCCUUCAACAUUGGAUGCUGAGGCCUUCUUGGUGAUUUCUGGAGGUGGACGGGCCCAGCUGAAUGUGUGGCGCUUCAUUGUGAAUUCAACAUCUGACAGAAAAGAAGAGAAGGUGGUAAGUGAGGAAGAAGAGACAGAAACAGAAGAUGGAGACAAAACCGAAUUCAAUUAUAUCCACGAACACCUCUGUUCAGAAUUUCUCGUCAAACGUCCUCCGAAACUUUGGAAAUCCCGUCUGCUCACCCUCGAUCCAGAAAUGCGUAUUUUAAGCCUCACAGCUUUCCAUGGACACCAGAUCAACACUAGUGUAGAGAAUGGGUUUGUGUUUGUUGCUGCAGCCUGUUCUGAUGGUACUCUACGACUUUUCUGCUUUGACGAGCGACAACACAACAGAAAUGGCAGCAACAAGAACAACAGAAACAGCAGCCAACUGCACUCGGUUUGGCAGCAGCAGUGCCAUGGUGGCAGCUGUGUUCUGCAAGUGUCUCAUAUUCUGUAUGAGUGCAGUACCAGUGGUGUGCCUGGUGCCAACAGGACCCUUGUAGUCCUUGUUUCAGCUGCAACAGAUGGUCACCUUGCCUUCUGGGACAUCACUGCAAUCUGCAAGGGUCACCUUCAUCAGCUCCUCAACCAACCCCACUGUUCCCAUCCUUCACGAGAUUUUGCUGAAACUUCUGUGAACUCCAACACCUCAGAACAUUGUUUCAAAUCCUCCUCAAUCCGCACAAUCGAAGAAGACAGUGACCCACUGGACAGGCAGACACAAACAUUGAUGGGAAAUGCUUCAUCUGGUUUCUCUCAAUGCAACGAGGAUGGUGGUGGUGAUAUUGAUGAUGAGGAAGAGGAGGCUCAUUGUAAUAGUAUUGAUGAUGAUGCUGAUGAUGAUUGUCUUAUCUACAAAACGUCUGCCCAUCAAUCGGGUGUCAACAGCUUACAUCUGUUACAACAGCAAGAUUCCAGUUUCUUGUUGGCUUCUGGUGGUGAUGACAAUGCUCUCUUUGUCAUGAAAUUUGCCAUCUCCCUUAUGGAAGACAGAACCGAUAUUGUCUGUGAAAGGUCUGUGAGCCACUGCAGUGCCCAUGCUGCACAAAUUACAGGUGUUUGGUUUGUAAACAGCACUUACCUCGUGUCUUCGUCCGUUGAUCAGCGCAUCUGUGUAUGGCAGCUGCUGUUUGGAGAGGAAAUUGCUCAGAUUAAAUAUGUAAUCAGUCAGUUUGUUACAAUCGCUGACCUUUCUAACAUAGACGUCUGGCAACACAGAAAGCGAAUCUUUAUAGCUGUGUGUGGUACAGGAAUGUCACUGCUAACCCUGGAAUUACCAACACCAUCAACCUAAAACAGAGUCUGCUGGAUGAUACAGUAUCAUUAAAGAUAUUUUCUUAAA
Molecule: messenger RNA, 3759 nt
Organism: Octopus sinensis (East Asian common octopus)
Lineage: Eukaryota; Metazoa; Mollusca; Cephalopoda; Octopoda; Octopodidae
Product: WD repeat-containing protein 6
Exons: 24
Coding region: 64-3711 (1215 amino acids)
Biological process (GO): tRNA methylation
Cellular component (GO): cytoplasm
Molecular function (GO): protein binding
Source: RefSeq, a predicted model, not a curated record